Messenger RNA from Nannospalax galili (Upper Galilee mountains blind mole rat), 615 nucleotides. It is a transcript of the gene Ccl19, whose product is annotated as C-C motif chemokine ligand 19. The record is from RefSeq and is a predicted model, not a curated record. Gene Ontology annotation, cellular component: extracellular region. The transcript has 4 exons. Gene Ontology annotation, molecular function: chemokine activity; CCR chemokine receptor binding. Bases 133 to 615 code for a protein of 160 amino acids. Gene Ontology annotation, biological process: positive regulation of GTPase activity; positive regulation of ERK1 and ERK2 cascade; cellular response to type II interferon. NCBI's taxonomy places the organism in Eukaryota, Metazoa, Chordata, Mammalia, Rodentia, Spalacidae.
CCUGGGUGCUUCCCACUGCUCCCCUGCAUACCCUCCAGAGCCUCAGCCUCUCACAGAUUCCUGAACACACACCCCACCCCCGAGACUCUCAGGCUCAUACAGUCUCUGUUGGCCUGCCUCAGAUCACCCUCUAUGGCACCCCGUGCAGCCCCACUUCUGGUCUUCAGCCUGCUGGUUCUCUGGACCUCUCCAGCCCCAGCUCUGGGGGGUGCUAAUGAUGCCGAAGACUGCUGCAUGUCUGUGACUAAGCGCCCCAUCCCUGGAAACAUCGUGAAAGCCUUUCGCUACCUUCUUCUCAAGGAUGGCUGCAGGGUGCCUGCUGUUGUGUUCACCACACUAAGGGGUUACCAGCUCUGUGCACCCCCAGACCAGCCCUGGGUAGAACGCAUCAUCCGAAGAUUGAAGAGGUUCUCUGCCAAGGACCAGGCAGAAGUAGCAACUAUGGGAGGCAGCGAGAAGCGAGCAGAAAAGCAGCCCCAGCACCUGGAGAACAGAAGAGCUGCCUCAGCACGACCACAGCUUGUGGCUGCAGCAAGGACCAAAGGGCAGCACCCUGCUAUCAGGGGCAGUGCCCAGAAGGCGAUGCCCGUGCGACCGCAGGCGGCGCCGGUAUGA